Molecule: messenger RNA, 1179 nt
Organism: Hemiscyllium ocellatum (epaulette shark)
Lineage: Eukaryota; Metazoa; Chordata; Chondrichthyes; Orectolobiformes; Hemiscylliidae
Gene: allc
Product: allantoicase
Exons: 11
Coding region: 1-1179 (392 amino acids)
Biological process (GO): allantoin catabolic process
Molecular function (GO): allantoicase activity
Source: RefSeq, a predicted model, not a curated record
AUGGCAGCCCGUCCAACUCAGGAAAACACGGAGAACAUUCCGGACUUUGUCCAGUUAAAUGACCUGGCUUGUGAAACAACAGGAGCAAAGGUCCUGUUUGCAACAGAUGAUUGGUUUGCAGCUGCAGAGAAUCUUUUGAAGCGAGAAGCACCACAAUGGAAAGCAGAAGAUUUCACCACUUUUGGCAAAUGGAUGGAUGGCUGGGAAACUAGGAGAAAACGAAUUUCAGGUCAUGACUGGUGUGUUAUCAAGUUGGGCAUGCCUGGAAUCAUACAUGGAUUUGACGUAGAUACUUCUUACUUUACUGGCAAUUAUGCUCCUCGUAUAUCGAUUGCAGCUGCAAACCUAAAUACUGAUGAAAUUCUAGACCUGCCUCCAAGAGGGGAGAAAAUAGGAACUGCUGCUUCAGAAAAGGAAUUAGAAGUAAUCGGAAAGUUGUUGUCAGAGUUCUGGACUGAAUUGGUUCCAAUGACAAUCCUGCAACCGGGCUAUGUUGAUAAGUGCCAUAAUUAUUUUUCGACUCAGAAACUGGAGCGAUGGACUCACAUCAGACUGAACAUGUACCCAGACGGUGGAAUUGCACGACUCAGAGUUUAUGGCAUCGGCCAAAGAGAUUGGUCAUCAGUUUCACCAAAGCAGGAAAUAGAUCUGGUUGCAAUGACCAAUGGGGGUGUAUGCUUGGGAUACAGUGAUGCGCAUUUUGGACACCCUAAGAACAUUAUCGGCAUUGGAAGAUCUAAAGUUAUGUCUGAUGGAUGGGAGACAGCCAGGAGGUUGGACAGACCGGCAAUUUUAAAGGCAGAUGAUCAGGGUAUUUUACAGGUACCUGGUUGUGAGUGGGCUGUUUUUAGACUUGGACAUCCUGGUGUAAUAACUCACAUUGAUAUUGAUACCAGCCACUUCAAAGGUAACUUCCCAGACAGUUGUAAAAUUGAAGGAUGUUCCAUAACUCCAGAAGAAGAAAAAGAAAGAAUUGCUACAAAGUGGAAAGACAGCCGUGGUUUGGAAUGGAAGUUAUUGCUGCCAAUUACUAAGCUCAAACCACACCAGCAACACUCCUUCCCCAUGGAAAUGAAAGAUAUUCUAACUCAUGUGCGACUGACAAUUAAGCCAGAUGGUGGGAUCAGUAGGAUGCGGCUCUUGGGAUAUCCAUGCCCUCUUCCCUCAGGAAACCUGUGA